GCGGCCGUGCGCCCGCGCCGCCGCCAUGCUGCCCGGCGUGGGGGUGUUCGGCACCGGGCUGACGGCGCGGGUGAUCGUGCCGUUGCUGCAGGCGGAGGGCUUCGCGGUGAAGGCGCUGUGGGGCCGCACGGCCGAGGAGGCGGAGGAGCUGGCCAAGGAGAUGAGCGUGCCCUUCCACACCAGCCGCAUCGACGAGGUGCUGCUGCACCAGGACGUUGACCUGGUGUGCGUCAACCUGCCGCCGCCGCUCACCCGUCAGGUCGCCGUGAAGACGCUGGGCAUUGGAAAAAAUGUCAUCUGUGACCGAACAGCGACUCCGCUGGACGCCUUCAGGAUGAUGACUGCGGCUCAUUAUUACCCAAAACUCAUGAGCAUCAUGGGGAACGUACUGCGCUUCCUGCCCGCCUUUGUGAAGAUGAAGCAGCUGAUCCAGGAGGGCUACGUGGGGGAGCUGCUGGUGUGCGAGGUGCAGGUUCACAGCGGAAGCCUGCUGGGGAAGAAGUACAACUGGAGCUGUGACGACCUGAUGGGGGGCGGAGGUUUGCACUCGGUUGGCACCUACAUCAUUGAUCUGCUGACGUUCCUCACCAGCCAGAAGGCUGUGAAGGUGCACGGCUUGCUCAAGACCUUCGUGAAGCAGACGGACCACAUCAAGGGGAUACGGCAGAUCACCAGUGAUGACUUCUGUACGUUUCAGAUGGUUCUGGAAGGCGGCGUGUGCUGCACGGUGACGCUCAACUUCAACGUCCCAGGGGAGUUCAAACAAGACAUUAUCGUGGUGGGCUCGGCGGGACGGCUGAUCGUCAUCGGCACCGAUCUCUACGGGCAGAGCAACAACUCUCCUCAGCGGGAGCUCCUGCUGAAGGACUCCACACCGGUCAGCAACUCCUUGCUUCCGGAGAAGGCCUUCAGUGACAUCCCUUCCCCGUACCUCCGAGGCACCAUUAAGAUGGUCCAAGCUGUCCGGCAGGCCUUUGAGGACCAGGACGACAGGAGGACCUGGGACGGGAGGCCUCUCACGAUGGCUGCCACUUUUGACGACUGUCUGUAUGCCCUGUGUGUGGUGGACACCAUUAAAAAGUCAAACCAGCUGGGGGAGUGGCAGAACAUUUCCAUCAUGACUGAGGAGCCAGAACUGAGCCCAGCGUACUUAAUCAGUGAAGCCAUGCGGAAGAGCAGGAUGUCUCUGUACUGCUAGCUCCACUCAGCUUCUAGGAGAGAAUAGGAUCCAGACAGCUCUUAAAGGAAAUGGUAAUUCGGCCCUUUUGAAGGGCUUGAACAUCUUGCAAACAGCUGUGGGGAUGGGGGAGAAGGAAAUGUGGUGUUUGGAUCAACUAAAUCUGUUGGUGGCUAAAUACCAAAGUGGAAAGGUCCUUAGAAAUGCCCAAAAUGGAUAGGAAAGUUGAGAGCUGACUUACCUGUUUUAGUAACAGUAUUAUCUGGAUGAUUGGAAAUAUGUAUCAUGGACUCGUCUCCUGCUUGCAGGUGCUUUAGAUUAUCCAAUUGUGUUUACUGUGAAAGGUUGGGAAGAUCCUUUUAGAUUUUCCUUACCUACCAGAGGGCUGUGAAGGUACUGUCAUGUCAUCAAUUUUUCUGUAGUGUCUGACAUGAAUGGUUCCUACCAUGACAGCUGACACCACCAUGCUGUACUACUACACCUCCAACCAACACACAGAACAGUGGGACUUCGUGUGAGUGUUGCGUGACGCAGAAAAUUUUGGCAGCUCACUUUUCAUACAGCUUUUCAGGAGCUUCUAUGUGUUGGUUUGGUUAAUUGUUUGUCGUUUUCUUUUAAAGCACAAUUAUGUAGGAAGAUGUGUAGCUUUUACAAAAAAAAGUAGCCCUCAACUGCAGUGCAUAUGCCCCAUUUAUUGUGGGAGGGAGGGUCUUCUGUGAGCUCAUGGUAAGCUUCAGUGUUUACUGUACAGAUUUGCUGAUUGAAAUGGGUUGUGAAAAACCUUGAUGAAUGGCAGGUGGCAUGAAAAAGUGCUGGUGGGUUUUAUUACACAGCUGAACACGAGCUAGCCUCACAAAGGUUUGCACACAAUCUCCUGUGUGUGAGACUCACUUUUGAGUGAAUUCAUCUCGCAUUUUGGUUUUAGGUAGAUAACAAAGUGGUAGAAUCUAACCCUCUAACCCUCAAACCCUGAGAUGCUUAGACAGUUCUUCUAAACUUUUGUGGAGUCACACUUGAGACAUCCACACCAACAAUUAAUUCCAUGUAGCUCAACCCCAAAGCUUUCAUCUCCACCAAAUGGUGCUUGUGACUGAAAAAUAGAAAGGGAUGAGAAAAUUUCCUGUCAUUUCCAGGGAAAAAAUUACUGUCACCUAUCAGAGGUGGGAAGAGGAAUCUCACCUCUUUACCUGCUUCAAGUGGCUAGCUGCUGGUACUGUAGUGAUCGUUCCCUGUCAUCAGUGCAGGGGUGGACAAACCUUCUUGAUAAGUUUGUACUGUCUUUUUUAAUAGUGUAGUUUGCAGUCUUGAAAGAAUAUAUUCUUUCAGUUCUUAAAAAAAUAUAGUGAAAGGCACAUGUAUUAUCCCAGUAAAUGGGCAUGCUGUUUUUCUGCAUCAAGCUGCUCCUGCGCUUAUGUGUUUACAGCACUAGGUUUUCAGAUAGGAGAAAAAAAAAAGUAGAAAACAAGCAUAUAGCACUAAAUUAUAUUAAACUUGAUAAAAACUGUUUCAGGAUUCUUUUAUCUUCAUUUUGACUAGGGGAAAGAGGAAGACAUUUGGACAAACAGUAAGUAAGAAAAUAGGACCCUCUUUUAGAUUAGUGUUGCCAUUUGGGGUUAGAAAGAGUGCAAUCAGAAUAAUUCAGGUUUUUUUAAAAAGCACUUACAGUUUUGCUACUUUUGGGAGCACUAAGGGCUUCUGAAGAGCUCCUUCAAAUGAGUCCAUCUGAUUGCUGUAUGCUCCCGCCUGUCCUGUUCCCAGUUUUAGUGCUGAAUAAUUUUGAAUAGGAGAGCAUCAUUGAUGUGAUUCAUCUCAUCUGACACAAAAGCCAGCUAAAAGUCAGCUAUGUUGUCUCCAUCAGCUCUGCAAGGACAUGGUUGUCAGUACAGAGAGAACUCUCUGUGGGGUGAUGCAGUUCCUCCUCAGAUUAACAUAGAAGCAGUGCGUACUGGAAACUCCAGUCCUCCUCCUUUGUCUGUGCAGAAAAUCCUGACUUCUACAUUUUUAGGUCACUAAUAUUAGGAAACUUGAAUCCCACCCCAAAAUUACUAGUGCAUGCUUCAUUUUUAAAGGGUAUGCAUGUGUGACCUUUCAUGAGGUAUUCCCCUAAGUGUCAGAGCGUGACUGAUGAUGGAGUAAUGUAAUACCACAAAACUGCAGCCAAGCAGAGAACUGUUCCUGUCUUAUUGUUCUGCCAGCUUUAGAGAUUGUGUUUGGGGCGGUCAGUUUUUGCAGAGGCCUCAGGCAAGCUUUCAUCGUUCCUUCUUGGAAGAAGCUUUUGACAAAUCUGAAUGUUUUUCCUACAGUGACCUAUCUUAGAAUUUCUGUAGUAGUGUCCUUGCCAACAGGAAUUUCCUAUUGGAAUUGUCGUGGUAUACCAUGAUGUACAGUUACAGCCCUUUAAAAUGCACAGGAAAGUACAGAAGACCAAAUUUGAUCAAGAAAUCAUCCCUCUCCUCUGAAAAAUUGAAUUAGCCUAAAAGGGAUCAAGAGAGAUUUUUAAUAUAAUAAGGCAGAAGCCCUUUAUUGAAAAUACUGGCAAGUUCAAGUCAUGAAUGUAAGCACAGUAGAUAAGUAACCGUGUCUAGUUACAUAUCAUCCAAAACUGGAACUAAACAUGGACCAAAAUGUUUGUGAAUCUUAUUUCUUAGUGGUUUGUGCUGGAAUUGCUGCUCAUGUCUUUGCACCUUGUUUUGGUUCAUGAGUGUGGACAGCUUUUCCUAUCUGCAUUUUACUUUUUUCAUGUGUCGUUCUGGGUUUUAUGAUUCCAGUUGGAAGAAGAUACCCUGGAAUCCUAGACAACCCUCCCUGCAGUGAGCUGUCAGCAGGUGAAACACAAGGAACAGGGACAGGUCCUGACCUUAACCGUUCUAUCUUGGAUCCGGAGGUUUCAGUGUCAGUCAUCAUCCACGCUCUGUGCAGACUUAGCAAUGCAGAACUUGCUGCUUAGCAGAAAUAGAAUGUAAUGCUUUGGUUACAGAGCCACCUGACACUUGUGUUAGUCCUGUAUUGUUGGAUCCUGUACAGCUCACUGUGUGACCACAGCUCCUAGAGAGGCAGCCAGGGUGAGCAGGGGCAGGGGCAGAGGGGGCAUCCUUUUCUGACAGCAGCACAGAUCUUAGGCUCGAUUGGGGUGAACUGUUAUCUAACUGGGACGACAGCAGUGACUGCAUACGUUCAGGAUUGUAUUACAGUUUUUCCAUUCUCUAGGAGGCGAAGAUGCUGUAGUUCCAAAUGUAAAGAUACUUAACUUCCACCUGGCUUAGAGGAGCCAGGAAUCUGUUUAUUUAUAGAAUAUGGACUACAAUUCUAAAAAUAAAUGUUACUUUACAGUCUGGGAUCUUCCUUGGCAGUAUGAAGCCCUCUGCUCUCUUGGUACAGCUGAAAAGUACAUUGGGUUGCCCUAAGUAGCCUCUGUAGUUCCUGCUGGCUUUGAGAAUUUGGGCAGCAGUUAGAAGAGAUGUACUUGACUGAACUCAAAGGCGGUACCACACCAGGGAACAUACAUUUGGAAUUGCACUUUUAAUGCUGUUCUUUAAUGCUGUGCCACAGUGUGUGAGACGAACGCUGCUAGAAUUGGUGCAGGCCUAAUGGCCAAACUGAGGCUGCUGCUGGAAUUUACAGUGGCCCCCAAAUGGGCUGAUUCAUACGCUAGAUGACAAAUGUUAAUUCCUUUUUCCCAGAGCUGUUGUUGAGAGGCUCUUUCCGUUGCCAUCUACCUGUGCACAUAGGAUACUGAACAUGAUGGUCUGUUGCCAAAGACGAAAAGAGCCAAAGGGGGGCAUCCAGGGUGAAGUGCUCUUACGCUUUGUAGGAGCCUCUUCCAGUGCUGGGAUGGUCAGCUGAAAGAUGAUGCUUUGUUUUCAAUGGGAAUCAGAUUGGGCUCCACACCAGGGGUAGUAGAGUAACCCUUCCCCGUGUCCCUGUGCUCCUGCUAGAUGCGUGCACAGCCUCAGCGCUGACCUCAGUGAAGUCCUGCAUGGAGAUGUAAGACCUCUGCAAGAGCUUUGGGUUUUCCUAUAUCUAAUACUGUGCAUGUGUUAAAUUAGUAGUACUUUAGCUGUGUAGAUAAAAAAUACUGAGUAGAGAUGGUAUGUCCUUACCCAUGCAGCCAACAAGGCAGAGAAUCAGGGCUUGCAUAGACAAGUUUAGGCUCAGGAUGGACUUUUGCAGAGUUCAUCGUUAGCAUUGGCUGAAAGCAUGAGAAAUUCCUGCCCAGCCAGCACGGGGCAAUCAGAGGCACUCUCCACUUUGUACUUCGUGUUUCCUUCUUUUCAGUAGCUUUUGAAUCACGAUGAGCAGCUGUCCUGGGAGUUCAGCCGUUCAAAGAAGAAGGCUUUCCUGCUGUGUGCAAUCACAGCACAAAGACAAUUCAGUUUCUGUUACCUUGUUUAUUUCUGUGUGCAUACAAAAGUGGAAAAGACCCAGACAAAUUAAAAUGAUUCUCUACCCCCCCCCCCCCCC
Messenger RNA from Lagopus muta (rock ptarmigan), 5638 nucleotides. It is a transcript of the gene GFOD1, whose product is annotated as glucose-fructose oxidoreductase domain containing 1. The coding region runs from base 26 to 1198 and encodes 390 amino acids. The record is from RefSeq and is a predicted model, not a curated record. NCBI's taxonomy places the organism in Eukaryota, Metazoa, Chordata, Aves, Galliformes, Phasianidae. The transcript has 2 exons. Gene Ontology annotation, molecular function: nucleotide binding.